AAGUUUGCGGCAAAAUAUCACUUCCGGGUUACACUGCGGAGCAAGCAGAUAUGAUGGAAAAAUGAAGUUUCAGGAUUUUCGAGGAAGGCGAAAGGAGAUUUUUGAGUUUUCUUUGGUUUUCUUUUGCAUCCUGGUUACCCUUUUGCACCGAUGGCUCACUGCGCGUGCACAGCUACGUGGGACGUCGCUGGAAGCUCCGUAGACUUGAACAGCGUUUUGAGCUACGUGUGGAAAGGGGGCAACGGAUCACAAAGCAGUGAGGAUUGCAGCAAAGAUGAAGACCCUGAUAACACCAGUCAUACAGAUCCGCCCCAGCCACUGGUUUUACACCCACCUGACCCGGACACACCCACUUCCUGUGAAGUACACAUCGCAUGUAGGGAACACACCAAUGCAGGGAUUGUAGGUUUGGCAGUCGUCAGUAGUGCUCAUCAUAUAGAGAUAUUCACCAAGGACGGUUACCUAGCAACGGGCAGAGGAGAAGUGGUCUGUAAGCCUGGGAAUGGGAGUUCUUGCCAACAAACCAUGUACCAUGCUGACCUUGAUCUUAGUUAUCCUGUAACAGAUCUUUCAAUCAGGUUCGUGACCCUGGCAGACAGAUCAUGCUUGGUUGUGUACAUCAUAGAGGUUGUGCUGUCACCAUUCCUGGGCAUGCCUGGGAGAGUGGACCACGGGAGAGUCCAUCAGAUGUUAGGGGAGUCAGGGGUGGAACUCUCUGAUGGAGCAAGAAACCUGAUGAGACUUGUGGAGUCACAACAUCAGAACCAAGGAAGUGCAAUGGGUCAACAGACAUCCAACAUGGCUGCCCUCUUGCCCCUUCUGGGAAUGUUCACGGGUAAAAUGGGGGGUGGACUACCCCCUCCUGCCCCUCCCGCCCCUCCCAACAUUCCCUCAGAAGCUGCUUCUCCAUGUCCUCCAAUCAGUAGUUCUAGACCUCCUGUAUCCUCAAUGACAGAAAUGCAGGGUGGUGACUUUUCAAACAUGUUGCAGAACCUAACAUUGUCAGACCAAGCAGGGGCCUCAGGCCUGAAUGGUGACCUGAUGUUCUCCAUGUUACAAAAUGUCUGUAAAGAAGUCAGCCAAAACAGACAAACCUCUGGUGCAGAUGGCAGACAAGUUCAAGGGAAGGAAACAUCUAGUGUGGAUGGCAUGGAUGUGGAAGACAGAGACACCAACUGCCAAGAUGAAUCAGGAAAAGUUCUAGUUAAAGAGGAAGUUAAUGAUAAAUCAAGGUUUGUUACAGAGCAUGAGAUGUCUGACAUGGAAAGCAGAAUUAUGGGUAAUCUGUCUUCCAUGGAGGAGAGGAUCAUGGGAAGGGUUGAUGACCAGUUACAGGACAUGCAGAACCGCAUCGAGUCCAAGUUAGAUGCUGUGUUAAAUGCCGUUCUUAGCAAGAAGGAGAACAGCUGAUCGUACAGUUAGGCAUCAUUUUUGUUGCAUUUUGGAUGGAUUAACAUGAAUCUACUAAGUUAAACUAAAUGUUUCAAAGUAAGGUUAGUCAUGUACCCUGCCUCCAUAUAAGUUAGUUGUUACAGUUACAGUUACAGUGUAGGUUUUAUAUACUAUAUUAGAUACCCCCAAAAGAUUUUAUUCUAUAGGCUAGGUAUAAUUAGUCAUAACAUACCAGUAAUGAACAUAUGAUAUAUGUGUUACUGCCUUUGCAUAGCAAACUACUGUACAUUGUCAGUGUUCUUCAAAACUACAGUGUUUGACGACCAAUUUGUUGCUGCUUCACAGACAUUGUGCCAAUGAUGUGGAAAUAUACAUGUGUACAAUUAUGCCUUGUAAGUCAUAGAAUUGAUGAAUGACACCACAGUUCACAACUCAACAGUACAUGUAAUACCUACUCAUUUUGCUUUAUGGUCUGUACAUAGAACAUCACACAUGUAUCUAAGUACAUGCGAUACAGCAUAAAGUGUUUUUGUAGAAUGAGUGCUUUUAAAAUGAAGUUGCCAAUGCUGACUGUUAUUGUCAAUAAAUUAGUUGCAGUGAAGUCCAUGGUUGGUAUUCAGACAAAGAUCCCUGUGCUUGCCAGGCUGGUUGUGUUACUCCGAUUGCUCCACCCAUAAGGUGUCUUUUAUUUUUGUAUAAAAGUUGCAUGUUUUUUUAAGGCCUUGAUUUCAAUGCAGGCAAAUGAGAAUGGAUGGAUUAGUGUACUACACAUGUACUGUAUUAUUUAUUAUGAUUGUUUGUUUCACCAUCAUUGAGCAUACUUCAUGGAGCUGAUCAUUUUUAACCCAAGUCCUCUCUGCUAAACCAGUGGAAUGAUACAUGUACGUACCUGACUUAAGUAUUUUUCAUUUUAAUCAAUAAAAUGUAAACCAGGUGGUAACCAGGGAUUGCUGCUGAUGUCUGUU
Molecule: messenger RNA, 2357 nt
Organism: Branchiostoma belcheri (Belcher's lancelet)
Lineage: Eukaryota; Metazoa; Chordata; Leptocardii; Amphioxiformes; Branchiostomatidae
Exons: 7
Coding region: 151-1410 (419 amino acids)
Source: RefSeq, a predicted model, not a curated record